AUGGCGAAGCGCUUCAGAUCCUUCUUGUCGUCUGCUGGGCGUAACUGGGCAGGGCCGACUCGCCACGUUGUUAGAGGUCCGACGACUGCUCCGACUUGGAAACGACUUGGAAACGACAAGGCGGCGACCAAGACCGACAACCGCCGCACUCCAUGUCAAAGAUCAUUUCGACUCGAACCGCUGCCCCUAGCAUGUGUUGGCCUCAGGCGGAGCGGGAGGCUCAGCGCUGCCUGUGGCGCUGGGUUCCAGGUUGCAUACGGAAAGGGGUUUCCAUAUGCGACACGACUUCGUGACUCGCAAAGAAAUAUUCACUCGGGCAAUCACGACUGCGCAGGCAUGCACGCGCACUGCGCUGAGACCUCCCGUUGGGCACUGCCAUGCUUUUUCCAUAUGUUUCGGCACCUAAGGCACCACAAGGCAACGGGCAACAAGCAACGAGUGUCUCGCACGUUCACCAUCAUGGUGUCAGAGCGCGGCCUCCGAGAGUACCGCGAGCUCAACAAAUAUAACAUUGGGCUCGCCACAGACACUACCCAGUCGGCGUUUAAGCAACACUCUGAUAACAUUUCAGCGACACACAGCGCUACGUGUGAGAAUGAUUUAUUUACACCCUUUUAUAUUCCAGACGGUAACCAAGGCAAACCAAUUCUGCUGCAAGCACCUUUUCAAAAUACAAUUGUAUACGAAACAAGCUUGUCGAAACAGCAGCCACAUGUUGCGACGCUUGACACUGGUAUAUUUCCUUCCCCAGUCUACACGUCUACUCCAAUCCUCUCUCAAGUACAUUUUUCUCGGUCUUUCGCACUCCAUCAUUGAACAACUCCGGUCAGACCCGCGAAGCGCUUGCGCCUCUACCCGGGCGCAUCCGAAGAAACUCAUGUCGGAACAAUGCUGUCAUACUGGCAUAACAAGCAAAUUUCCUAAUACUCUCAGAUCCUUGAUGCUUACCGUCAAUACCACUACCCUCACUCUUUCCAACACGUCUUCGUUGAGCUGGAAUAUUGAUAACACGAAUUUCGCCAUACUUUCGGCGCCGCAGUUGUCGUACGCGCGUCGCAGUAUUUGCAAGUAGUAAAGGGUUGUUGAGGGGACCCGAGACAUCUCCGACCAACAAAACAAUGAUACACAGAGACGACAACAACAAACUAUGCAAAAUCGUGUUGUCAAGACUUUGCUCCGAGGAAGAGUCAAGCUGCCAUGGCUUGCUUAGGUAAACGCGUGGCUGCCAUGUGGCCACGCAAUCGUAACGUUCAUUUUUUCUUCUCGAUCUUCUCGAUUUGUC
Messenger RNA from Alternaria alternata, 1282 nucleotides. RefSeq lists its product as hypothetical. Bases 1 to 816 code for a protein of 271 amino acids. NCBI's taxonomy places the organism in Eukaryota, Fungi, Ascomycota, Dothideomycetes, Pleosporales, Pleosporaceae. The record is from RefSeq and is a predicted model, not a curated record. The transcript is spliced from 2 exons.